Zychaea mexicana is the source of this 758-nucleotide messenger RNA. Its product is annotated as FUN14 family-domain-containing protein. Gene Ontology annotation, biological process: autophagy of mitochondrion. Gene Ontology annotation, cellular component: mitochondrial outer membrane. The coding region runs from base 110 to 616 and encodes 168 amino acids. The transcript is spliced from 5 exons. Lineage: Eukaryota; Fungi; Mucoromycota; Mucoromycetes; Mucorales; Lichtheimiaceae. The record is from RefSeq and is a predicted model, not a curated record.
GUAACUGGACUCGUCUUGCAUCUACACCGUCACUACCAUCUCGCUGUUUCUUAAAGCCAGCACUACUACAUCAUCGUUUCAUAAUGCUGCAAAACCAGCUGCUAAUCUCAUGGGCGCGCGCAGAAUCGGUCAAACCGCCGCCAUGGUCACCAUGGCCACUGGUGGCAUCUUUGCAAAGCCCUUAAUUAUGCAGAAACACCCAGUCGCUUGUCAAGCAGUGCCAACAACAACAACAGCAGUCGUCCUAGAAGACGAGCAAGCACAACAAAUUGCCCACCAGCACCGCUCGUUAAUUCAUAAAGGCGAGCUUUCGUUUGGCACUUUGCUCGGUUUAUGCACCGGUUACUUUAUAAAAAAGAUGGGUCGACUAUUUGCAUUAAUGAUUGGCAUGGGCUUUGUUUGUCUUCAGAUCAUGUCAGCCAAAGGCUAUGUAACUGUGCAUUGGGACCGCAUGCAAGCGGGAUACAAUAAGCAGAUGGAUGUGGAUCAAGAUGGUCGUGUUACUGUUCGAGAUGUACAAAGCAAGUGGCGAAAACUGAUCAAUCUUUUGACCAAGAAUAUUCAGUUCAAAUCGACGUUUUUGGCGGGUCUUUAUGCUGGUAUUCGCUUCGGGUAGAGUGUUACUGCUCUAAUAGCUGUAACCCUUUGAAACAAGAAAGCAUGUAAAUUCUAUAUAAAACACCCUCAUAAGCUUUACGUGACCUUUUGAAGAUCCUCUCUUGAGGUGGAUUUUAUCGGAGGACUACUGUGAUAUGAGG